CGCGGCGCCGCUCGGGUCCCCGCGGCCGAACCAGGUGCGCGCGGACGUCGGCCCUCCCCGGGGGCUCUCACCCCGCCCGACUCCCGAGCGGCCGCCGGAGCAAGCUUUCGAAGUCCCUCCAGUCUCUGUGCCUUGGCCCACCGGAAUACUGACAGCUCCUGUUCUAAGAAGUUUUUCUGCAGGACCCCGUCUGCCAGCAGCUCUGACAUACAGCAGCCAUGCCGCGCAGCCCGACUUCCAGUGAGGACGAGAUGGCCCAGAGCUUCUCUGACUACUCCGUGGGGUCAGAGUCCGACAGCUCUAAAGAGGAAACCAUCUAUGACACCAUCCGGGCCACAGCGGAGAAGCCCAGUGUCGCCAGGACGGAGGAGGGCCAGGGCAACACGCUCGUGAUCCGCAUCCUCAUCCAGGACCUGCAGCAGACGAAGUGCAUCCGGUUUAACCCGGAUGCCACCGUGUGGGUUGCGAAGCAGCGGAUCCUGUGCUCCUUGACCCAGAGCCUGAAGGACGUCCUGAACUACGGGCUGUUCCAGCCGGCCAGCAACGGGCGCGAUGGCAAGUUCCUGGACGAGGAGCGGCUUCUGCGCGAGUACCCGCAGCCCGUGGGCAAGGGCGUCCCCUCCCUGGAGUUUCGAUACAAGAAGCGUGUGUAUAAGCCAUCCGUUCUGGACGAGAAGCAGUUGGCCAAGCUGCACACAAAGACCAAUCUGAAAAAAUUCAUGGACCACGUUCAGCACCGUUCGGUGGAGAAGAUGGUCAAAAUGCUGGAACGAGGCCUGGAUCCAAAUUUCCAUGACCUGGAUACUGGAGAGACCCCGCUGACCCUAGCUGCUCAGCUGGACGACCCCGCGGAGGUGAUCAAAGCUCUCAGAAACGGCGGGGCUCACCUGGACUUCCGCGCCAGAGAUGGGAUGACGGCCCUGCACAAAGCUGCCCGAGCCAGGAACCAAGUAGCCCUGAAGACUCUUCUGGAGCUGGGAGCAUCCCCUGAUUACAAAGACAGCUACGGCCUCACCCCGCUGUACCACACCGCGAUCGUCGGGGGGGACCCCUACUGCUGCGAGCUCCUGCUCCAUGAACACGCCGCCGUGUGCUGCAGGGACGAGAACGGCUGGCACGAGAUCCACCAGGCCUGCAGGUACGGCCACGUGCAGCACCUGGAACACCUGCUCUUCUAUGGGGCGGACAUGGCGGCCCAGAACGCCUCGGGGAACACGGCCCUGCACAUCUGCGCCCUCUACAACCAGGACAGCUGUGCCAGAGUACUGCUCUUCCGGGGCGGGGACAAGGAGAAGAAGAACUACAACAGCCAGACCCCGUUCCAGGUGGCGAUCAUCGCGGGCAACUUCGAACUGGCGGAGUACAUCAAGAACCAUAAGGAGACGGACAUCGUGCCCUUCCGAGAGGCCCCGGCGUACUCCAACCGCCGGCGGCGGCCCCCCAACACGCUGGCCGCCCCCCGGGUCCUGCUGCGCUCCAACAGUGACAACAACCUCAACGCCAGCACUCCCGACUGGGCCGUCUGCUCCGCCACCUCCCACCGCAGUCUCUCACCCCAGCUGCUGCAGCAGACGCCCGGCAAGCCCGAGGGGGCCGCCAGGACCCUUGGGAGCUACGCCCCCGGGCCCCGCAGCCGGUCCCCGUCGCUCAACAGGCUGGGCGGUGCCGGCGAGGAUGGCAAGAGGCCCCAGCAGUCCUGGCACGUCGGGCCGGCUUUCCCGCCUGGCGCCAAGGACGCGCUGUCCGCCUUCGAGUACCCGGAGCCCAAGCGGAAGCUGUACAGCGCAGUGCCCGGGAGGCUGUUCGUCGUCGUCAAGCCAUACCACCCCCAGGUCGACGGCGAGAUCCCCCUUCACCGUGGCGACAGGGUCAAAGUUCUGAGCAUCGGAGAAGGAGGCUUCUGGGAAGGCAGCGCCCGCGGCCACAUCGGGUGGUUCCCAGCCGAGUGCGUGGAGGAGGUGCAGUGCAGGCCCAAGGACAGCCAGGCAGUUCUGAGCAUCGGAGAAGGAGGCUUCUGGGAAGGCAGCGCCCGCGGCCACAUCGGGUGGUUCCCAGCCGAGUGCGUGGAGGAGGUGCAGUGCAGGCCCAAGGACAGCCAGGCAGAGUGUCUUGGGGACCCCUCGACACUACAGCCGCGGUCCCUGCUCCGUUCCUUCCUCGGCACCGGCACCGAGCCCCUGCCGAUCCACCCAUCCCACGCUUUGAGGAUCGUCUCCCUGAGCCCCCUGUGGACGUCGUUGGCUGCAGCCCCCUACGUGGGCACCGGGCAGAUGUGCUGA
Molecule: messenger RNA, 2279 nt
Organism: Ailuropoda melanoleuca (giant panda)
Lineage: Eukaryota; Metazoa; Chordata; Mammalia; Carnivora; Ursidae
Product: SH3 and multiple ankyrin repeat domains protein 3
Exons: 17
Coding region: 219-2279 (686 amino acids)
Cellular component (GO): dendritic spine; postsynaptic density; postsynaptic membrane
Molecular function (GO): ionotropic glutamate receptor binding; synaptic receptor adaptor activity
Source: RefSeq, a predicted model, not a curated record